AUGGAACAUGUCCAGAAAGAGGCUUGGAAAGUCAUGUUUUUGGGCUCUGAGGUUCGGCUGGCUGAGAUGGUAGAAUCUGUGCUCAAAGCUAUUAAACUGGUCAACGGCUCUGUCACGGAGGCUAUUAUCCCCAGCUCGUAUGCCUCGCUUGCCUGGGCUGGUAUAAGCUUUUUAGUUUCGGUUUGUUUAAAUCCUAAGCGUCAAGAGGAGUCACUUGCAGAAGGACUGAGAUAUAUCUCCUCGCUUAUUCUGAAGUGCGUUUUGUACCAGUGGACUGGCAAGACACGGUGGAUGGGCAAGAUCCGCCUUCUGCUCGAAACGGUGCCGAUGCGAAUCCGGGGAGGUAGUUGGUUCUUGAGCGAGCUCGAAGAGAAAAUCAGCAGGCAGACCGUCAUCAUGAAUUUAGCGACUGAAGCAGUGAAAAUGCUUCUGGAUGAAUGCCAUACCAUUGAUAUCAAUGCACAUGGUGGCAUCUUUGGCACAGCUCUGCAAGCAGCAGCAUACUCAGGUCAGGCCAAAACAGUGCAAAUGUUAUUGCGUCGAAAAGACCGAGUUAUCUGUAACGAGCGCUGUGGGAAGUAUGGCAGUGCGCUUAACGCAGCCGUCAUCAGAGGUCACUGGGAUAUUGUUGAACUUUUGCUUGAAGCUGGGGAAAAGCCGGAUUACCAUAUGCUACAAGAACCCGAUGAAGAAUUCCUUACACAGAUCCGAGAAGAGCACGGUUGGGUUGCAGAAGAAAGGUAUAGAAAGUUCUGGGAAGUGGAGAAGAGAAAUUUUUAG
Molecule: messenger RNA, 780 nt
Organism: Trichoderma asperellum CBS 433.97
Lineage: Eukaryota; Fungi; Ascomycota; Sordariomycetes; Hypocreales; Hypocreaceae
Source: RefSeq, a predicted model, not a curated record